Vanessa atalanta (red admiral) is the source of this 1472-nucleotide messenger RNA. Its product is annotated as translocator protein. The record is from RefSeq and is a predicted model, not a curated record. The transcript is spliced from 5 exons. Gene Ontology annotation, cellular component: mitochondrial outer membrane. Lineage: Eukaryota; Metazoa; Arthropoda; Insecta; Lepidoptera; Nymphalidae. Bases 158 to 673 code for a protein of 171 amino acids.
UGUCUAGAACUCCCUACUUUUUAAUUUAAUACAGUUAUAUUCACACCGGUGAUUUCACCGUAAGUUUUCCUAUUUUCACAAGAUUUUUUUACAGUCAUAGUCUUCAUUCUGUUUUCUGUUCGUGGGAUAUUUAGUAAAAAGUUACAUUGACAUCACAAUGGCUAAUUGGGCGGCUCUCGGUUCCAUCAUCCUCCCCAAUGCAGGUGGCUGGGCCAAUGGUAUUUACUUUGCGGGUCAGAUUCGUAAGGAAAGCGAAAAGGCUUGGUAUGACACAUUGAAAAAACCAUCAUGGAACCCACCAAAAUGGGUAUUUGGACCAGCUUGGACGGUGCUUUACAGUGGAAUGGGUUAUGCUUCAUACUUGGUUUAUGAGGAAUGUGGAGGAUUUAAAGAUGACGCAGUUUUACCCUUGUCCUUGUAUGGAGGACAACUUCUCCUUAAUUGGGGAUGGACCCCUAUCUUCUUUGGUCUUAAAGAUUUUAAAUUGGCGUUCAUCGAGAUAUCCGUGUUGAGUGGUGCGGCCGUCGCUACAGCAGCAAGCUUCGCUCGCGUCAACAAAACCGCUGGAUUGCUCAUGCUACCUUACCUCGCGUGGCUUGCAUAUGCAAGCUCCAUCACUUACUACAUCUGGAAGAACAAUCCCAAGGAGAUCAAAGACGAGAAGAAGGAAUAGAUAUGCUGCAUAAAACAGCGCACAAGUAAUAAUCUUGCAUAUUAAUAAUCUUAAUGACACAAAAUCAAAUCAAACGUUAAUGUAGGUCUAUUAUAAGAUUUAAUGAUUGUAUAAAAACUUAAUAAGUAUUAACUUAUGAGGACUUGUUUAAAAUUUAUAUUUUUGUUUUAUUUUUAAAACACUUUAUUAUUAAUCGAAGUGCAAUGCUAUUUAACUUUUCGCAAUAUUAUCUGUGACCAAAAUGUAUCAUUUAGGCGGGAAAAAUAUUCAUAGAAUAUGACUUAGUUGAUUAAGUAUUACUUAGAAUAGAGAGUUAAUAAGAAAUGGUAUCUAGCAUUAUCGCUUUGUAAUUUAAUACAUAGAAUAUCCUCGGCUUUUACCAUCUUUAAUUUUAAAUAAAUACUUAUUAUUGACAAUAAUAAAUAUAUUGGUAUGGAAUGUUUUAAAAAACUUAAAAUGGAUACGUUAUGUGGAUGGUGAUGAUGGUGGUAUUGAAGUUGAUGAUGGUGUUGGUGGUUAUGGUGAUGAUGAUGAAGAGGAAGAAGAAGAAGAAGAAGAUCAUAAGUUUUUUAAUGUGGAAAAUGAAAUAUGCGAGGAAAGUAACUAUCUUUUAUAUAUUGUAUCAUUGUAUACCAUUUUCACAGGAUUCUCUGUUCUGAGCGAAAGUGUCCUUCGGUUGCAUCAAAUGGACAUUCCUUGACUGUUGCAUUUAUAAUAGUAUUUUUGUAUGUAUCUUAAUCUGAACGCUUUCCGAAUGUUAUUUCAUCUUUUUGAAUACAUUUAUUGUUUAUGUUAGAUA